Molecule: messenger RNA, 4455 nt
Organism: Pseudozyma hubeiensis SY62
Lineage: Eukaryota; Fungi; Basidiomycota; Ustilaginomycetes; Ustilaginales; Ustilaginaceae
Product: Pol II transcription elongation factor
Exons: 1
Coding region: 1-4455 (1484 amino acids)
Biological process (GO): tRNA wobble base 5-methoxycarbonylmethyl-2-thiouridinylation
Cellular component (GO): cytosol; elongator holoenzyme complex
Molecular function (GO): tRNA binding
Source: RefSeq, a predicted model, not a curated record
AUGCGCAAUCUCUCGAUUUUGUCACAUCGAGCGAUACCGCUGGCCUCGGAGUCUCCGCUCAGGAUCGAAGCUACGACGACCGACCUCGACGAUGGAUCCGUCUAUGCAGUUGCGACAUCACGUACAUCUGCUUCGGCCGCAGAUGUGACCAUACGCUUCCUUCGUGCAAGCGAUCGGGGCGGAGCGUUCACACAGUUCAACUCGCUGCUCGUGCCUGGCCGCUUGCAGCCCUUGCCAGGUUCUUCAACAUCAGUCGCUUCCACGUCCGGUCGCAGCGACAGGGACGUGAUCGACUUCCACUACCUGUCUGACGGCGGGCAAGAAGUUCAAAAUAAGCCAGCGCUCUGCACAAUAUCGGCCGGAGGGGAUCUACUGCUGCUGCCUGCGCCGGCUGCGGAUGACUUCCAGGACAACGUUCCCGCAUCCGAGCCUGCUGUAGUGGGCACCAUCGAGCAGGGCAUUGCAGCCGCAUGCUGGAGUCCAGAUGACGAGCUUCUCGUAAUCGUGACGUCGGAGACACCGGAGAAUAGCUCAUCAACAGGGAGGAGAGAGCCCGAAAAAGUCCUUCUCAUGACUCGCGACUUCGAAGUUCUUUCCGAGCUCAGCUUACGCACCGACAACUUUGGCGAGGAUGAGGCCGUCGACGUUGGCUGGGGAAGCAAGGCCACCCAAUUCCACGGAUCCGAAGGCAAGGCCGCAGCAGCAGCAGCAGCUGCUACCGCUGCAGCGGCGAAGGAGAGCAAGACCGACACUCGAGGACCAAAGCUCCCGGAUGACGACGGAAGACCACGCAUCAGCUGGCGUGGGGACGGCGCAUUCUUUGCCGUCAGCUCGCUCGAACCGUUCCACCCAUCCGUAUCCGACAGUACGAUAGAAUCCAUCUGGCACAGGAUCAUUCGCGUCUACUCACGAACUGGCGCACUGUCCGCUACAUCGGAUGCUUCCGUAAGAGGCAUCUCUCAGACUCUUGCCUUUCGACCCAUCGGCAACCUCAUUGCAAGCACGCAGAAAUUCGGCCCGUCAGACGUUCAGGGGCAGAUGUGGAGUCAGGGCCGCAAAGGUCGUCACGAUGUCGUCUUCUUCGAACGCAACGGGCUUCGUCACGGAGAAUUCAGCCUUCGCGAGGAAUCGGCAUCGCAGCCGCAAGGCUCGCAGAUCGGGUGGACCGAUGCGCAAAAGGAAGGUCCAUGGAUCAGAACUCAUUUGGUUCGAGAGCUUGCAUGGAACGCCGAUGGUUCAGCCCUUUCUGUUUGGCUCAUUCGAGGCGACCAAGCCGAACCAGCACACGACGUGGUUCAGAUCUACACGACGGGCAACUAUCACUGGUACCUCAAGCAGGAGUUCGUCGCGUCGACGGAUAGCGGCGUAGAGCAAGUCAAAUGGCAUCCAGAGGAUCCGUUGCAGCUAUCUGUCGCUCACUCGGAUCGGGUAGAGCAGCUAUCGUUCACGCACGAGACGGUGGCGUCCGGUGGCCGGCCUCCUGUUGACGUCGCUUGUGUUGCUGUUGCCGACGGCGCCGCGACGCUGCUGACGCCUUUCAGGAUGCAAAACGUUCCGCCACCGAUGUCGUCGCUCAGCUUGCUGACGCCCCCAGCUGACCCGGCGAUGCGAGCGAGCGCAGCAGCAGCUGUCACGGUGCCUUGCCACACCGCUUGGUCGCAGCUGCCAGGCCGUUCUCCAGAUGAGGCUGUUGGCUUAAUGGCCGCUGUCUUUCAGAAUGGCUCCGUUCAGGUUUGGCGCUUCGACUGGGGUGUGCUAGGUGGUGAGCUCAAGGUGGGCGGGAGGUCUGUAGCACAGCCGAAGCUGAUCGCGACCGUGCGAUUGCCGGAAACGCAAGGCAAGUUCUUAAGCGCCUAUCAGAUUGCUGUCGCAGGAUGGGCAUCUUCUUCUCUGACAGACGGCGAGGAAUGCAAGAUCUCGAUUGCGGUCCUGAGCUCUGCUUCGCACGGUGCUCAAGUGGAACGUCUCGACUUGACCCAGACAAAGGGCGCGGAUGUUUUGCAAAUCACCCGACAAUAUCCAAUUGAAGUCGCUGGACACGGCAAGAAGCGGGUCGUGGCAGACCCGUUCGUUUCCGUGUCAAAAUCGUCGCCAAACUUUUACGUGGAGACCGAGGACGGCGAGGUACAGCUAAUGGAUGAGACCGGUCUACAGCCGUUGACCAAGCUGGAACUGUUCUGCUCAGACUUGCGUGUCCUCGCAAGCGGCAAAGCAGCUCACACGAGUAAGAUCAUCGGUCUUGCCUCGAACGGUCGAUUGCUGGCCGAGGAUCAAGUCAUUGCUCGUGACGCAACAUCAUUCACGUUGGUAGGCAGCUUUCUGGUGUGGACCAACACAUCACACGAGGCACGAUUUUUGCCGCUCACGUCGCUGUUUUCGACGGCCACGAACGAGGCAAGAGAAGGACCUGUAGCAGAGGCGGUAGAUCUCGGUCGACGAGUGGAGCGUGGCAGUCGUAUCGUCACCGCUGUGCCGUCGGCCAUGUCGCUGAUCCUACAGAUGCCUCGUGGUAACUUGGAGACCAUUUACCCCCGACCGUUGGUACUCGAGGUGGUUCGACGCAACAUUGAUGCCAAACGAUACGGUGCAGCUUUCCGCAUCUGCCGCACGCAUCGCAUGGACGUCAACAUUCUUUACGAUCAUGAUCCACAGGCCUUCAUGGCCAACGUCGCUACCUUCCUUCGACAGGUGGCCGAUGUGGACUAUCUGAACCUGUUCCUGUCCGGACUGCGAGAUGAAGAUGUUACAACAACGCUUUACAAGCCUCUCACGUCUCAAGUUUCGGCCGUCGAUGCACCUUCAUCGGCGCCUACUCCUGCAUCCACGACCGGCAAAGUAAACAGCGUCCUCGACGCGAUCCGUCACGAACUCGAACAUCUCGAUCCACGCCGAUACAUCCAAUGCAUCCUCACAACGCACGUCCGCAAGGUCCCUGCCGACUGCGAAUCCGGACUUUCCCUUCUUCUCCGACUCAAAGACACCGAUCCGGUGACGACGGAAGAAGCCGUCAGAUACAUCGUCUUCCUCGCUGAUGCGGAUAAGCUCUUUGACGUUGCGCUGGGCAUGUACGACUUCACUUUGACGCUCAUGAUCGCCCAGCAUGCCAAGAGGAAGGAUCCACGCGAGUAUCUGCCUUUCCUGCGCGAGUUGAGGAGCUUGCAGCCUGCCGAGUAUCAGAAGUUCCGAAUCGACGAUCAUUUGGGACGUCGGGAGAAGGCAUUGGGUUGGCUGUGCAAGGCUGGGUCGGAACAUCAUCAGGAAGCGUUGGAGUAUGCGGAUAAGCAUAGGUUGUACCACGAGGCGAUCGAAUUGUACACGGCAGAGGGUGGGGCGAGGUUGAGGGACGCUUACGAGCUUUUUGGAGAGUACCUUAUGACGAGGAGAAAAUUCGAUGAUGCUGGGACGACGUUUGAGUUGGCAGGGAAGAACAGGAAGGCGCUGGAUGCGUACAGGGAGAGUACGAAUUGGACACAAGCCAUCAGACUGGCGUUUGUGGAAAAGCUGUCUCCAGCAGAAAUCGUCGCCAUGUCAAAGAGCAUGGUGGACGACUUGGAUACAUCACGUCGAUACACGGAGGCCGCUCGUAUCGCGCUCGACUACAUUCGCGACGUUGAACAGGCAGUGACUUUCCUCUGUCGAGCUGGCGAUUUCGCCGAAGCACGACGCAUCCUCACCACGUAUUCCCGACUCGAUCUCGUCGAAGUCACCCUCCACCCGAUGCUCAUCGAAGCUGCCGCGACGCUCACGGACGACCUCACCGAGAUGGGCGAACAACUGUCCAAGCAGUUGGAUCGCAUCCGAGAGUUGCGAGAGAAACACGCUCUGAACGACGGAUUCUACGGAGAGGAGAACGAUCCUGCUCUCGACAACCUCGACAUUCAAUCCGACACCUCUACUCAAAUGACCCAAUUCACCCGCUACACCAGAGCCGCCUCGAUCGCAUCGCAACAAUCCUCCCUCGCCACCUUCAGCACCAAAUCCGGCAGCAAAAAAAAGUCGGCCAAGCUGAAGAAGAAAGAGGAACGUGCCAAAGCCGGCGGCAAGAAAGGAACUGUCUUCGAGGAAGACUACCUCUACACCUCGGUGCAAAAGCUGAUCAAGGAGAGACUGGCUGCAGUCCAAACCGAAGCUGCCAGGCUCCUGCCUCAUCUCAUCUGCGCCGCAUCGACUCAGAUUAGAGCGAAGGCCAAGGAAGUCAGCACAGCUCUGACACACUUCGAAAGGGACGCCACCAGCGCAGUUGAUACCCUCUGGAGUUACAGCCAGAAGGAUGACGAUGAACGGUUUGAGAUGUUGGUUCGAUUCGAACAGGAGUUGCUGGAUAGCAAGGUGGCGGAAAAUCCGAUGAUGGCGGCAAUGGCGUUUAGAGGUAUUGCAAACAGGAGAAUUCCGAGGAGCAAGUUGGAGGUCGCCGAGAAUCGAUGGCGGUUGGUAGUGUUGGAUCGGGAUGCCUGA